Molecule: messenger RNA, 3441 nt
Organism: Oryctolagus cuniculus (rabbit)
Lineage: Eukaryota; Metazoa; Chordata; Mammalia; Lagomorpha; Leporidae
Source: RefSeq, a predicted model, not a curated record
GGUGGGGGAGGUGUGUGUCUACGUAAAUAAGGAUAUUAAGACUUUUAGAGAAAGAGAGCAGGGGAGAGAUCCUGGGCAAGAAAAAAAAAAAAAGAAGAGGGAAUGGGAAAGAGAGAGAGAGAAAAAAUGGGAGAGGAAGGAGGGAGGAGUGCUUUAUAGCUGUUAAGAUUGCAGACAGAAAUAGCACACAACCGCCGUGAGCCGAACGCCGCUCAGAAACCAGGACCAAAUUGUGUUCACUUUUAUUAAUCAGUUACUCAGAGGAAGGAAAUGACAUCUGGUCCUGUUUUCGUCUACAUCUUAAUUAUUGGAAAAUAUGUUGCUCAUGGGAGUGAACAGGACAUCAUGUGCUCGCUGGGCUACUUCUCCUGUGGGAACAUCACCAAGUGCCUGCCUCAGUUCCUGCACUGCAACGGCGUGGACGACUGCGGGAAUCGGGCCGACGAGGACAACUGCGAAGACAACAGUGGAUGGCCUCUGCAAUUUGAUAACUAUUUUGCCCAUCGCUACAAAAUGCCUCCCGCACCUCGCUUGAAGGCAAAGACAUCCGAAUGCCGCCUAGUCGGUUCUGUGCCCGGGCAAUGUGCUUGCCAAGGUCUACAUCUUGACUGUGAUGAAACCAAUUUACGAGCUGUUCCUUCAGUUUCUUCAAACGUGACAGAAAUGUCACUUCAGUGGAACUUACUAAGCAAGCUUCCUCCUGAUGGCUUCAAGAAGUACCAUGAUCUUCAGAAGCUGUGCCUGCAGAACAAUAGGAUUAGAUCCAUAUCCACCCAUGCUUUCCGAGGGCUGCACAACCUUAUUAAACUAUAUCUCAGCCAUAACAGAAUCACCUCCCUGAAGCCAGGUGUGUUUGAAGACCUCCGCAGACUAGAAUGGCUGAUAAUUGAAGAUAAUCACAUCAAUCGGAUUUCCCCACUUACAUUUUAUGGACUAAAUUCUCUUAUUCUCUUGGUGCUGAUGGACAACGUCAUCACCCGUUUGCCUGAUAAACCUCUUUGUCAGCACAUGCCCAGACUCCACUGGCUGGACUUGGAAGGCAACCAUAUUCAUAAAUUAAGAAACUUGACUUUUAUGUCCUGCACUAAUUUAACUGUUUUGAUAAUGAGGAGAAACGAAAUUAAUCACUUAAAUGAAAAUGCUUUUAUACCUCUUCAGAAACUACAUGAAUUGGAUUUAGGAAGUAAUAAGCUUGAAAAUCUUCCACCACAUGUAUUUAAGGAUCUGAAGGAGCUGUCACAAUUGAAUCUUUCUCAUAACCCAAUCCAGGAAAUUCCAGCAAACCAAUUUGAUUACCUUGUCAAGCUCAAGUCUCUCCUAGAAGGAAUCGAGAUUCCAGAUAUCCAACAAAGGAUGUUUAGACCUCUUAUGAAUCUCUCUCACAUAUAUUUUAAGAAAUUCCAGUACUGUGGAUACGCGCCGCAUGUGCGAAGCUGUAAACCCAACACAGACGGAAUUUCGUCGGUGGAGAAUCUCCUGGCAAGCAUUCUCCAGAGAGUGUUUGUCUGGGUGGUCUCCGCAGUUACCUGCUUUGGGAACGUUUUUGUCAUCUGCAUGCGCCCUUACAUCAGGUCUGAAAACAAGCUGCACGCCCUGUCAAUCAUUUCUCUCUGCUGUGCUGACUGCUUGAUGGGAAUCUAUUUGUUUGUGAUUGGAGCCUUUGACCUGAAGUUCCGCGGGGAAUACAACAAGCACGCGCGGGUUUGGAUGGAGAGUAUUCAUUGUCAGCUCAUGGGGUCUUUGGCCAUUCUGUCCACCGAAGUAUCAGUUCUGCUUCUGACAUUCUUGACUCUGGAAAAGUACAUCUGCGUUGUGUAUCCUUUCCGAUGUUUAAGACCUCAAAAAUGCAGAACAAUCACAGCUCUGCUUCUCAUCUGGAUGACUGGGUUUCUGGUGGCUUUCACCCCGCUAAGCAAUAAGGAAUUCUUCAGAAACUUCUAUGGCACCAACGGAGUAUGCUUUCCUCUCCACUCAGAAGAUGCAGAAAGUACCGGAGCCCAGAUCUACUCAGUGACAAUCUUUCUGGGUGUCAACUUGGCGGCAUUUCUCAUCAUAGUCUUUUCCUACGGAAGCAUGUUUUACAGUGUCCAUCAAAGUGCCAUCACAGCAACUGAAAUACGGACUCAAGUUAAAAGAGAGGUGGCCCUGGCCAAGCGCUUCUUCUUUAUCGUGUUUACUGAUGCAUUGUGCUGGAUCCCCAUUUUUGUGCUGAAAUUUCUUUCACUGCUUCAGGUAGAAAUACCAGGUACCAUAACUUCUUGGGUAGUGAUUUUUAUUCUGCCCAUCAACAGUGCUUUGAACCCAAUUCUCUAUACGUUGACUACGAGACCUUUCAAAGAAAUGAUCCGUCAGUUUUGGUUUGACUACAGGCAAAGAAGGUCUAUUGACAGCAAAGGAAGCCAGAAAACAUGUGCUCCGUCGUUCAUCUGGGUGGAGAUGUGGCCACUGCAGGAGAUGCCGCCUGAGCUCAUAAAGCCACCUGUUUUCCCAGACAGGUGUGAGAUAACACUCAUUUCUCAGCCACCUAGACUCAACUCCUUCACAUGACCACUCUGCAGCCCCUUGCUUCACAGACAAUGCUGUCUGGUUCUUCUGGAGGAAAUAGGAGUAAAUAUCACAAAAUUAAUAACCUCUACUAAUGGCUAAGACAAAUUAGCAUACAAGGCCAUGAAGACAAAAUCGUCCAAUGCUCGUGUAAAAGGAAGUAAUUACACUGAUAAUGUGUAUAUAGUAGCACAUAUUUUGCAUCGCGAAUUAAGAGAAAUCUACUUCAGAGGGAUUCGCGGCUUCUUCUAACAUGCGUUUACUGAGUCUCACCACGUGCACGACACUGUGGCGAAUUCCUGGAAGCAGACGGUACGGAACCUCGUAUUCUGUAAAUUGUGAGGAACUCUACACCAAGUCCACCUGCAGCUCCUCAUUUAAAGUAGAGCUUUGUCUGUCGUACAUAACAGCAAACAUAAAAAUUAUGAACAUUUUUAAAUAAAUGUUUACAGUUUGGAUACUCAGUGUAACUACACCAGAGAAAAUUUCUGAUUGUUUGCGAAAUACAGACAUUCUGUUUUAAGAAUCCACUGCUGUGGUUUGUGUCCUGAGUGUUCCCCAUAGUCCUGUGUAUGUUGAAGAUGGGUCCCCAAAAUCUUAUGUUACUGGCACCAAGAAGAUGGGCGCAUAAUCCAAGCGUGAUGUUUGGAGGUAGGACCACUGCGGGUGGUCACUGAAUUGGAUUGAUGGAGCCCCGUGACCAAAUCUUGGUGGCUUUUAUAAGAGCCCACAUUGAGAAGACAAAAAGUGUGCUCACUGACUCUUAGCGUGUGAUGCUCUUACCACACGGGGGCUGUGCCAGCAGGAGCACCAUCAGAGGCCAAGCCAAUGGGGCCUCCCGAUCUUGGACUUGAACCUCCAAAGCUGUGAGCUAAAUAAACCUCUCUUUCAUAAGAA